AAAAUUUAAAUUUUAUUAUCUUGCAAUGAUAUAAACCUUUUGAUGAAACUCAUUUUCAUAUAAAAGCAUUGCAACAUGAACUUGUAUAGAGGGCUGCUUUAUUUAAAGGGACCAAGACCAACACUGAAGUUGUAGUGGUAUGUUUCUAACAUACAAUUCUGAGCUUCAUUUAGUUUUGUACCUUAGAAAAUGUUACAUGUUAGGAAAAGGUGGAACCGUCCCCAGAAGCUAGCUAUCACAAACAGAGGAACAUGAAUAAUAGAAGAAGAUCCAUUAGGCGUAGAUCUACUCCUUCCCAAAGAAUUCACCAAAAACUAGACAAAAGGACAAAGGGGAGCCUCUAGAAGAAUUGUUUGAGAUAGAGGAUGGUAAUUUUGUGGUGAAUGUCUUUCAUGAAAUCAAGGCUUGUGGUAUGGGGAGACCGAAGGAAGAUUUUUCUUCCUGAUUUAGGGUUAGAAAUAGGUGGUGAUAUGAACCUAGCCGCUGGCAUUCAGGUGGCACAAUUGGCUCUUAAGCAUCGGCAAAAUAAGAAGCAGCAGCAAAGGAUUAUUGUCUUUGCUGGAAGUCCUCUCAAGCAUGAGAAGAAAGUAUUGGAGAUGAUUGGAAGAAAGUUAAAAAAGAAUAAUGUUGCACUUGACAUUGUCAAUUUCAGCGAGGAAGAUGAGGGGAAGACAGAGAAGCUGGAAGCACUCCUUGCAGCUGUGAACAAUAAUGAUACCAACCGCAUUGUUCAUGUUCCAGCUGGUACAAAUGCUCUUUCUGAUGUGCUUAUAAGCACACCUAUUUUUACUAGCAAUGGUGAAGGUGGAAGUGGAUUUGCAGCUGCAGCUGGUGGUGUAUCUGGAUUUGAGUUCGGUGUGGAUCCAAACUUGGACCCCGAGCUGGCUCUUGCUUUAAGAGUUUCAAUGGAAGAAGAGAGAGUCAGGCAGGAAGCAGCUGCAGAAGAAGCUUCUAAACAAGAGAAGGGUGGUGAGUAGCAAGCUAGCUCAUAAGAUGCAACAAUGACUGAGCGUACUAGUGCAUCAGCUUCAGAAGCUGAGACAAAGACAAAUGAUAUGAUGGUUGGUGCUAUUUGUUCUUUUAGGCAGAUUUACUUUUCUGUUUCUUCCCCCAGAAGAAUUCAUGCACAUAUGGCUAAUGGAUGCUGAUUCAUGUCUAUUUUUUUAAAAAGAAUUCAGUUAAUCUUUCUGUAAUAUAUGUAAAAUUGUGUAAAAUUUAGUAUGGUUGAACAAUAUAUUGAGGAUUAUAGUUGAUAAUA
Molecule: messenger RNA, 1258 nt
Organism: Arachis ipaensis
Lineage: Eukaryota; Viridiplantae; Streptophyta; Magnoliopsida; Fabales; Fabaceae
Source: RefSeq, a predicted model, not a curated record